Parasteatoda tepidariorum (common house spider) is the source of this 3159-nucleotide messenger RNA. RefSeq lists its product as uncharacterized. Gene Ontology annotation, molecular function: DNA-binding transcription factor activity, RNA polymerase II-specific; RNA polymerase II cis-regulatory region sequence-specific DNA binding. NCBI's taxonomy places the organism in Eukaryota, Metazoa, Arthropoda, Arachnida, Araneae, Theridiidae. Gene Ontology annotation, biological process: regulation of DNA-templated transcription. The record is from RefSeq and is a predicted model, not a curated record.
GCUUAAGGCAGAAAUAGACAGCUUGAGUUGUGUGUAGAAAGUAAGCAAAUAGCAAGGAAAUUACAUUUUUAAAUUAAACAUGCCUCCCGUUAUUGUUAAAUUCUCAAAUUCAGAGUCAAAAUGCACGAAAAGAAUAUUACCUAAUAGUUUAACUGAGUAUUCAAAUGAUUCCGAUGAUAGUAUUCGGGAAGAAAAGUAUGAAAAUCAACUGUCAUCUGAUGAACUUUCUUAUGUUUAUGAUACAAACGACCCAUUAUCUGAGAAUGAUUCAUUUUCGGAGACUCCAGAUGAAAAUAUGCAAUACGAGAGUGAAGUUGAAAUGCCUGACUCAGGAAACAUCGAUCAAAUUAAAUUUAUAUACGAUGGUAAAAAACUGCCCCAAGAAAUCGUUGAAACGCGUAUUGUAAACAAUGAUGGUACAUCUCAAAUCUAUCUUGUUUCCGCCGAUGAAAAACAAUCAGCUAGUCAAAGUGUAAUCUGGGACGUACAAGGGGAUCUCAUAGAUAUAUCAUCAAAGCCUUUAAAGAAAGAAGAUGAAGUUCUGGACUUAGAUGAAAAACCUUACCCUUGUGAUCAGUGUGAAAAAGCAUAUAAAUAUGAAUGUCAAUUGCGAGAUCAUAGAAGAAUGCAUUUUGGAGAACGACCUUUUGUUUGUGUUGUGUGCGAUAAAGCAUUCACAUCAAAGAAUAAUCUUAGAUCCCACGAAAAGAGGCACAAUGAAGAAUUUAGUCAUGUGUGUUCAAUUUGCUCUAAAGGUUUCUACAAAGCAUAUUAUUUAAAAGUACAUAUGCGAAAGCAUACUCGUGAGAGACCAGCUCACUGUGAUGUUUGUUCCAAAAAUUUCUUUUCUAAGGCAAGCCUUCAGAAACAUCAACGCCUGCAUACUGGAGAAAAACCUUUUGCUUGUGAUAUAUGCGGGGAAAGAUUCACCGUCAAGGCAGUUUUGAUGAAUCAUCGUAAUUGGCAUCUUCCUGAAAAAGCUUUCAAAUGUGAAAUAUGUAAUAGGAGUUUUAUCAGGAAAGAGACUUACAAAAUACAUUUAUUAAGACAUGAAAAAAAUAAACCUUAUAAGUGUAAUAUGUGUUCUAAGAGCUUCUGUGUAAAGUUUGAACUAAAUGAACAUGUAGCCACUCAUAGCAAGGAAACUCCAUUUGUAUGUGUUGAUUGUAAUCGAGGUUUUAAAACUGCAACACGUUUAAGGAAUCAUAAAAAAUUUAGAUGUAAUCGGCCGACUUGGUAGCAAAAACAACUCUUAUGACCUAAUAUUUGCUAAAAUUUUACUAUCGUCGUGUAUAGAAUUUUUUUAUUUUUUUUUCUAUUUGCAGUUCAAGUUUAAUAAUUAGUUUAAUUGGGUAACAAUUUUUAAAGCUAUGUUUUCUAAUCUCUCUAUAAAAUAUUUUGAUAAAACAGUGUUUUUUGUUUACUGCUAUAACCUUUUUUACCAUUUCCUGUACUUGUAAUAUCUUUCAUAAAAAUACCCUUUUUUUUCUAAGUGAUAUCAUUAUCUAAUAAACCUCUUACUUUUUUUUUGUUCUCUUGCAUUAUAGAUUUUGACAAUGAAUUUAGCAAGAGCCCUGCCUCUUUAAAAUAAUUAUAUUCCAGCUAUAUCUUAUCAUUUUAGGCUGUUUGAUUUACCAUUGUUAUUUUUUUAAUAUACCUUGUUAUAACUGAUUAUCCUAUCAUAAUCAUAUUGUAUUCAUAUCCAUUUCAGUUUUAUUGUUGCUUUAACUGUUAUUUAUUGCUUUGAUUGAUCAUUACAAAGAAAAUCAUUUAUUACUACCUUGUGCAAAUUAAAUGAUUAAGUUAGCAAAAUCUAAUUUUUGAGUUUAUCAAUGUCUCAUAUUUGUGUUUAUUUUCAAACAGCAGGUUAAUUUUUCUUUUGCUAACUAAGUUUUUUUUUCUGCCCUCUCCAGGCAUUUGCUAUCAAAUUCCCUAUUUUUCAUCCCCAUAUCAAAAUGCAUCGAAUGUAUAGUAAAAACACUGGAAUACCAUACAAUAUUCCUUUCCUUUUACUUCUUUUACAAAAUAAUGCAUGUCUUCUUUAAAUUUAAGAAAAAAUUAUUUCUUCUCAAUAGUCAAGCUAUUUACAAUUUUUAAGUAUUUAUUUAAGUCUUACACAGUUCUGCAAUUGGUAGGGAGGGAUUGUUGCGUUAAAUCAAUUCAAAAAUUUCACUUCAUUUUUAAUUUUCCAUUAAAUUAAUAUAAUUACUAUAUUGAUUUAUAAAAAGAAUUGGAGAGGGUUUUAAAUUUACAAGAUUAAGCAAACAAACUAAUUUAUUUAAUUUGUAUUUAAUGAAGUAUAAAUUGAACAUACAAUAUCUACAUACUAGUUAAGAGAGAAUGGUUCAAAGAUUUUUUAAUGCAGCUUAUAAAUGUUCAAUGUGUCCUCCCCUACUUACUACCUACCAUUGCUUAAGCUCUUAAGCACCACCCAAGUAGUGAUAAAUAGUAAUAAAAAAAUUUGGAUUUUGGAACUUUUACUAUAAUUGGUUUGGUUUAGUUUUACUAUAAUUCAUAUCAAAUUUAUAUUUUGGGAAAUAAAAAUUUAUUGGGUUUUGUCAUUUGAAUUACCUUAUAUAUGAAUGACCAAUAAUACCUUAUAUACAAAUCAAAACAAGUUUAAACUUAUUCUUCAUUAAUCUGAUCAAAAAACACUAAAGAUUAAUAAUGAUCAUAAAACAUUAAGGUUCUUAAUAGGUAAAUAAUUUUAUAAGUUUCUACAAUUUUUAUUUAAAUUUUUUUUAAAAAAGUUCUACACUUUGGAAAUAAAUAAAAAAUGAGCUGUUUAAUUUAAGAUCUUUAAGCAAUAACUGCGAUGUUUGCUUUCAGAAAAAAAGGUGAAGUGAUAUUUUAAACAUGGUCUUUAAAGAUAAUGAAUUAAAUCCCUGGAAUAGAAAAAUUUGUGAAUUAUAAAAUAUAAAUUAUUUUUAGAUGAUUGGUGCAAUAAUUGCCAAUAUCUUUAAACUUUAUGUUAUUCACUCAUACAGAAAAAACGAAAAUUCUAUGUGUUAAUUUUAAGCAAGGUUGAUUGUUAUAAAUUUUCUUGUGAUUAUAUUUCACAAACAUGCUUUUAUCAUUUGUAAGUAUUAUUUGUAUUUUUUUUUUUUUUCAUUUGUUUAUUCCAUUGUUGAGAAAUAAAACUAUGGCAAAGCAGAAACA